Messenger RNA from Stylonychia lemnae, 912 nucleotides. The record is from the annotation of a GenBank genome assembly. NCBI's taxonomy places the organism in Eukaryota, Ciliophora, Spirotrichea, Sporadotrichida, Oxytrichidae.
AUGGAACAAUCGAAUUUCAAUAUUUAGCUAAAUAGCAAUAUCUAGGCCUAGCCAUAACCCUUCUAAGCCUAACAACAAUAGUAAAGAAACCUCUAAUUUUAGUAGUAGCCCUCCUAAAAUCAGUCAUAGCAAUAGCACCAGCCAUAAAAUGCCUCAAAUCCCAAUCAAAAUUCAGCAGGCGCAGAGGCACAUCUCAGUAGUCUGAAGGCAUGCUUCAAGUAGGCAGCCAACUCUCUGACUUCUCUCUAUAAAUAAUCAACAUUUAGCUAUAAUAUUGCCUACCAACAAGGGCGUCAAGAUGCUUUUGAAGAGGUCUUUUAAUGGUUUAUGGCCUAGAACACGAAUGAUCAAGGAGAAUUUAAAAAUGUCUCAAAAGCAGAGUUUUUUACUUAUAUUCAGGAAAAAGUUAACAAAUAGGUCAUUGAUACCCAGAAAGCUCAUGAUUACAAUCAAGCAUUUAUUUAAAGCUUAAUGCCCCCUCCUCAAUAAAUAAGACCUUCAAAUAUGAAUGGAAUGAUGCAAGAGUAAUUCAUGGGAGUUAAUCAAAAUGCAGCUUCUGAUUUGAUAGAGCUCGCUGAUAACGCUAUUUAGGAAGAGACUGCCAAUAAUGGAGGACUUGAGAUUGGGAAAAAGUUUAGCAUUAAUUUCAAUGGGCUUAAGUUAAACGAUAGUAAAAAGAGAAUGAGAGGACCCACUUUUGGUAGUCAUGUUCAAUAAACUCACGAUAAUGUCCCUUAAAGAUAUGACAGUGCCAUGAUGCAGCAAGAAAACUACAAUGAGGAGAUGGAAAUAUCUCAGAAUCAGCAGAAUAACUCAGGCAACUUUAAUUAUAGCAACAAUAAUGAAUAAGCAUUUCCAAAUGACAAUAGAAAAUUAUUUAAGCCAAAGAGGCAAUUUAAACAACCUCAAUGA